This is a messenger RNA of Vigna umbellata (rice bean), 1677 nucleotides long. The record is from RefSeq and is a predicted model, not a curated record. Lineage: Eukaryota; Viridiplantae; Streptophyta; Magnoliopsida; Fabales; Fabaceae.
GUACGGUGCAGAAAGAAUAAAUCCCAAUUUUUGGUGUGAAAAUAAGAGUGGCGUAUUUUAAAGGCCCAUCGGCUUAUCGAUUUCUGAUUCAGCCAGAAAUUCCUGCAGCAGUUUGUUUCCUGUGAAGAUCGGCAUCUAGGGUUCGAGAACCCUGUACCCUGGGAGCUUCACGAUCAACUUCUGUUAAUCUGACUCCAAAGGUUAUACUCUGUCGAUCUUGAUAUGUGUUGUUGGCUAUUCUCACUCAUUCCAAUUAUGGAAUGUGAUCUAUGAUCAUUUCAACACUCACAAAGGCAAGGGCUUGUAUACUCAGAACCGAACUGCACAAUGUCAAAAAAGUUGGAUCGUGGAGGAGGAAGGGACCGGUUUAGGAGGGAUCACCCUUCAAGGUAUGAAGAUAGCAAGGGGAAUGGGGUCAGUGGACGUGAUAACCGCAGCAACAACCCUCCUUCCAGGCAUCUCUGGGUUGGGAAUCUAUCCCACAGUAUUGUAGAAGAAGAACUUGCUCACCCUUUCUUGCGAUUUGGACCACUGGAGAAUGUUGCAUUCCAGUCUGGCCGCAGCUAUGCUUUUGUUAAUUUUAGAAGGGAUGAAGAUGCUAUUGAUGCCAUGAGGGCACUGCAAGGUUUUACUCUUGCUGGCAAUCCACUUAGAAUCGAGUUUGCAAAGGCGCUUAAAUCCUAUGCUUAUCAUGUCAUUCUUUUCCACUGGUGGGUUGGAAUUUGGAAUGACGUAUCUGUUGGGGUCUAGUGAUAUUGAGGACACUGAAGUGGCAUUGUUGAUUCACGGUUUCAUUUAGUUUAAUUAUGAAGACAAACAGAAGGUAGUUAAUUGCUGAGAUAUGGAGAAUAAUGGGUCAUUGUUAAUGCAAAAGCAAAAUACAAGCAAUUAAGAAAAAUACAAAAAGAAAAAGGAGAACUUAAACAGAACAAAUCUACUCAACCCCUUGCAUAAAUGUUAGAGAAAUUCCCUUAAAGAGACGUAUGCUUUAAACAACAUUGAAACCAAACGCCAAAUCUUAGCCUCUAUGGGCUUAACCAUAUAUAGCAUAGAUUGAACUUUGCUGAAAGGGUAUAGCCUAAUUAAUAAAUACUUACAGAUGUUUAUAAACAUUCUUUGCUUGUUAUGCAUUCGAUGAUGCUACAGUUUAAAUUGUUUGACAUUUACAUUAAAUGUUAUUUAUAGUAUGUGAUUAUAUGUGAGUUUCAUCUUUUGUAUUUCGUUAAUCUCACUUUGAAAAUCUGCAGCAAGAGGUGGUACUAUCUGUUCAUUGUUUAUGUAUUUGAAUCAUAGCUCAUUAUCCAACAUAAAAUAUGUAGUUGUCUGGGUAAAAUUAGAUUUGCAUUGUGUACUUUUUAUGAUGAUCUCUGCCAAUUAAAACCUGGAAAAAUAUUGGCCAAAUUUUAUAUUAAAGGGAAUGGAAACAAAAAAUCCUAAGAAGUGUUAUAUCUUGAUUAAUUUAGUUGGCAAACUGAUUAGCAUGUCUCAUAAAGUAGGAAAAUGGUAAGAUACGCAGUGGGCUCCAUCAUAUUGGUUGAGUUUGGUCAGUGUUUUUGCUUCUUUGUAUGUAUAUAUAAGUUGCUACAUAAUGUAAACCCUUCAUUUUUGAAUAGUUCUGGCUUUUCUGCCAUGCAUAGGCUACUUGAUGCUUUUAUUGUUCAGUAAAUUUUAGUUCUU